ACACAGAUUCCAUUUUCCAUUAGUCUUCACUCUCAUUCUAGAGCCCCAAAAAAAGCGCGCGAAAAGCAAGAACCCCAUCACAGUCACAGACCAGACCGUACUGUAAAGUCAAAGAGAAAAAAUGCCGGAACUGCCGGAAGUGGAGGCGGCGAGGCGGGCGGUGGAGGAGCACUGCCUCGGCAAGAAGAUAAAGAAGGCCAUAAUUGCCAACGACACCAAGGUCAUCGACUCCGUCUCCGCCUCUGACUUCGAGGCCGCUCUCUUGGGCAAAACCAUAAUUUCGGCCCACCGCAAGGGCAAGAAUCUCUGGCUCCGCCUCGAUUCACCUCCCUUCCCUUCCUUCCAAUUCGGGAUGUCAGGUGCUAUAUAUAUUAAGGGUGUUGCAGUUACAAAAUAUAAGAGGUCUGCUGUAAAUGACACCGAUGAAUGGCCUUCCAAAUAUUCAAAGUUUUUUAUAGAACUAGAUGAUGGUUUGGAGCUGUCUUUCACAGACAAGAGGCGCUUUGCUAAAGUCCGCUUACUCAAAGAUCCAGCUGCAGUGUCCCCCAUAUCUGAGCUUGGCCCUGAUGCAUUAUUGGAGCCUAUGACUGUUGAUGAAUUUACUGAAUUGUUGAGCAAGAAGAAAAUCGCAAUUAAGGCUUUAUUACUUGACCAGAGUUAUAUUGCAGGCAUAGGCAAUUGGAUUGCAGAUGAAGUGCUAUACCAAGCAAGAAUUCAUCCACUGCAAAGCUCUGCCAGCAUGUCCAAAGAAAACUGUGCAACUUUGCACAAGUGCAUAAAAGAGGUUAUUCAAUAUGCGGUUAGAGUUGAUGCCGACAGCAGUCGCUUUCCUCUUGAGUGGAUUUUUCAUUUUCGAUGGGACAAAAAGCCUGGAAAAAAAGCAAUUGAAGUUGGGGCAGAUAGUAGUCAGUUUCCUAAAAACUGGAUAUUUCAUUCCCGUGAAAAGAAGUCUGGGGCUUUUGUUGAUGGGAAGAAAAUUGAUUUUAUCAAUGCUGGUGGCAGGACAACAGCCUAUGUACCAGAGUUGCAAAAGCUAAGUGGAAACCAAGCUGCAAGAGUCGCAGCUGAACCAAGAAAGAAAACUUCAAAGAGAAAAAGUGGUGGGAAUGAUGACACUGAUGAACUAUCAAACGAGGAAGAGAAAAUUGUUGAAACUGAUCAACUGAAGAAAGGACUGAAGCCUAGAAGUCGAGGAAAAAAGCCUCCAAUGAAAAGAAAAUCUGAUGACAGUGAUGAUGACGAGGCUGGUGAUGAUAAUAGUGAUGAUGAUGAAGUUCAAAAGAAGACAACGAAAAAAACCACUACUAAGCAGGCAAAGGCAGAGAAGGCAUCCAAGAAAAAGGUGCAAAGCAGUCAAAAUAGUAAGAAGCCAAAGAAAGCAAAGUAGGUAGUUAUUAAGAUAUUUAGAAGGCAGUCAAUCCCAGAUGUGUUUUGGAGGAAUGGAAGGACGAGUAUUUACUGUUGUAACUAUUGUUAAUAGUUCAACCUUUUUGUCAUGGAAUUUGGUCAGUCUUGAUAUUGUGGCUGCCUUGCUUGUGAAUUUCAUGACUUCUGUUAUGCGGUAACUUCUAUAUGGUACUUGGAAGCUUGGGAUUGCUCGUUCAAUUGCAUUUAAGAAAUGUUUUGGUGUAUAAUGUAUGAAAUGUUCAAUUUACUCUGAAA
Messenger RNA from Quercus robur (English oak), 1662 nucleotides. Its product is annotated as formamidopyrimidine-DNA glycosylase. Gene Ontology annotation, cellular component: nucleus. Gene Ontology annotation, biological process: base-excision repair. The record is from RefSeq and is a predicted model, not a curated record. Gene Ontology annotation, molecular function: zinc ion binding; damaged DNA binding; oxidized purine nucleobase lesion DNA N-glycosylase activity. The transcript is spliced from 11 exons. Lineage: Eukaryota; Viridiplantae; Streptophyta; Magnoliopsida; Fagales; Fagaceae. Bases 122 to 1387 code for a protein of 421 amino acids.